AACAUUAAUUUCGGGUCCUGGGUGUGAUGACUCCUCAGUCCGGCUUUUGAAGACCCAGGAAUGGUGGAAUUUGGAGAAAUCUUGAAAGAGGCGGGAGAAUUUGGGAGGUUUCAGAUAUGGCUGGUGUUCCUGAUCUGCAUCCCGAACUUCCUCACCCCCUUCCACAUCUUUGGGCAGCAGUUUAUAACCAUAGAGCAGCCCCAUUACUGCAAGACCAGCUGGCUCCAGGACCUGAACCUGACCCAGGAGCAGCAGGUGAACUUGACCAUCCCGAGGAAGCCGGACGGGUCGCUGGAGGAAUGCAAAAUGUACACGCCGGUUGAGGGAGACCUCGAGCCGAUCCUCACACAGGGACUCAAUGCCACGGAAAAAUGCCAGUCUGGCUGGGUGUAUCCAGAGGCACAAAAGCCAACUUUGCUCACCGACUUUAAUUUGGUUUGUGACCAGAAAGACCUCAAUGACAUCUCUCAGUCCAUUUUCAUGGCUGGCCUUUUGGUCGGAGCCGUUGUCUUUGGCCCUCUGAGCGACAGGAUAGGUAGUCGAUGGUCCAUUUUGCUCCAGCUCCUGCUCAUGGGUUCCUUUGGUGUCGGGGCCGGAUUUGCCCCAAAUUUCAUCGUCUACAUUGUCUUGAGAUUCGUGGUGGGAGCCGCUUUUGCUGGGAUCAGUAUCAGCAUGGCAGCGUUAAGUUCGGAGUGGGUCGGCGCUCCCUUCCGCCCUCGGGCGCUGGUCAUCACCCACUGCAGCAACGCCGUGGGUCAGAUGGCCCUGGCAGGCUUGGCGUACUACGUUCGUGACUGGAAGCUGUAUCAGAUUGUGGGCUCUGUCCCUGCCUUUGCGCUCUUUUUCUACAUAUGGGUCCUGCCUAAUUCUGCCCGAUGGCUUGUGACCAAAGGGAAGAUCGAGGAAGCCAAAAAGCUGCUCCAAAAAGCCGCCUCCAUCAACCGACGGACCAUUCCAGAAGAAAUGCUCAAUCAGCUGGCUCCAGAGCAGAAGGCAAAAUCUGGGAAUGUCCUGGAUCUUUUCAAGAUGGCGCACCUACGGCGUAUGACUUUAAUCAUGGUCUGGGUCUGGUUUGCGGACAGCCUUGUGUACUAUGGAGUGAGUCUCCACGUUGGGGAUUUUGGCGUGGACAUCUACAUGACCCAGCUCAUCUUCGGAGCGGUUGAAAUACCAUCUCGCUUGUCCUGUAUUUUCCUCCUUCAGUGGUUGGGCAGGAAGAAAUGCCAGGCUGCAUGGCUGCUCCUGGGCGGAAUCAUGUGCUUGUUGAUUCCAGUGGUUCCAACAGAUUUCCCUGCAAUUGUGACAACGUUGGCAGUUAUUGGCAAAUCUGCUCUGGCCGCUUCCUUUUCAACCAGUUACGUCUUCUCUUCGGAGGUCUUCCCUACAGUCGUCAGGCAAACAGGAUUGGGGUUGUGUUCCAUGGCUGCUCGAGUGGCCGGCAUCAUCUCACCACUGAUCGGCCUCCUGGACAAGAUUCACCCGGCCAUUCCCAUGUCGCUCUUGGGAGCCACAGCACUCCUUGCAGGAGGCCUUUGUUUCCUGCUGCCAGAGACACGGAACAAAGAUCUCCAAGAUGACACCACCGCCAAAUCCACCUUUGACAUGGGGCCCGAGAAGGUCGCCAAUGGUAGCUCUGAAAAAGGACAGACAGAACAGAAGGGAGAUGGACAAUGCGCAGAAUCCAGGAGCACAUACUUCUAGUGGCAAAUAACAAAUCCCUGUGUGAUUCAAAAGAAUGGGACAUAGAGUUUUCUAGAAAGGCAAAUGUUCUUGAUUUUUACACUCUAGACUUCCCAACCUCAUGUUUUCUGAUUCUUCCAGAAAGUAUGGAGUUCAUCACAUCCAGGUGAUCCAGAAGGGCCCUGCUUUCCCACUACAGUACACUCAUUAGGAAAUGUUGCUGUUCCAUUGUACAGAUUCCCUCUGAAGAGAGUUAAAGAAACAGUCCUCUUUUUUGGGACAGUUGAUGUACUUCCCUGCAAUUCAGUGCUGACCAAUAAACUCUACAGCAGGGAUGUCCUUCCAGAUGCUGCUGGACUUCACUUCCAAUUUCCAUUCCCCAUUGGCUAUGCUAGCAAGAACAGUAUAGGAAUUGCCACCUAAUAAUAACUGGAGGGCCACAAGUUGCUCACACUUAAAGUAUUAUUUCUUGGCAAUAUGCCUACCCUUUCUACACUGGUGUUUAUCUACCAUCGAUGGUAGAUUGUAUUAUUGGUACCAAAGAGUAUCCCAGCCUAUUCCUGGUCUCUGUCACUUUCUCCUAUACCCAACGAUAGAGUCAUUCUAUCUAAUUUUUGCUCACACCUACCAUCCCAUUAAAAACACACACACAAACCUCACUUUUAUAGUAUAUGCACUGUUCUAUAUUGUUCUCCUUUCAAAAAUAUGUUCCUCUUUAGUUGUAUUUUUGGACCUAAAAACUGCAUUGCAAAGUCUGGAGACACACUCCAAAGGAGAAGUCCAUUUCAAGCCAUUUAUUAGACUGGGAAGUAUGGAUUAGAGAUAAGUUUGCUUAGGAAACAGAUGCAAUCCUCCUGUAUUCCUACUGAAAGCAAAACUUUGCUUUCACUAGGAUCUAAGUAUUGCAAGUGCUGAUGUCAAGAGAAAAAAAAAGGAUUCUGUUUUCUCACUAAUGAACUUAGAAGAUUUCUUUUGGACAGAUUUUCAGAUUUCUUCUGAAAACAUUUUAUUUGCACAAAAUAAUAAUACUAUAUUGUCUUAAAACAUGAUUUUUUUGCACAAAAUAUCAUUGUUGCUGCUACUAAAGUAAGUGAACAGAUAAAUAAAAUAGCCAGAAUAUUAUCUUGGAGCCUUCCAUCUUUAUAAGGGGACUUAAGUCUACCAUAAUUACAAUGGUGCAGUUGUAUAAUGUAUGUCUCCAGUAGAGAGCUGCGCUUAUGUUAUUCAAAGGAAGCAAUGAAGGAUUUUAGGGAUUUCCUUCCCAUUGGAAAAAAGUCUUUGGAAACAGAUUCUUUUUUUUUUUUUUUUGCAAACUAUUCACAGUUGGUGACAUAUUAUACACAAAACUGAUAUGUUAUAUUUCUGAGCAGAAAUCGAUAUAUUUAGUGUGGCUUACAGUAUCUUUUGUCCAGAAAUAUUAUUUUCUGCACAGGAAGCAAAGUUUUCUGCGCAAAACAACCAUAGCCGAAUUUUGUAGAAAGUAAGUCCAAAAAUCUGAAGAUUGCGGUUGUUCUACGAUUCUUGUCAACACUUGAGAAACACAUUUCCAAACAUUUCCUUGAUAAUAAUAAUAAUAAAACUUUAUUUAUACCCCG
Anolis carolinensis (green anole) is the source of this 3275-nucleotide messenger RNA. RefSeq names its product solute carrier family 22 member 13. Bases 61 to 1701 code for a protein of 546 amino acids. Lineage: Eukaryota; Metazoa; Chordata; Lepidosauria; Squamata; Anolidae. The record is from RefSeq and is a predicted model, not a curated record. Gene Ontology annotation, biological process: transmembrane transport. Gene Ontology annotation, cellular component: membrane. Gene Ontology annotation, molecular function: transmembrane transporter activity. The transcript has 10 exons.